AAUAAAUUAAAAGUACUUAGAAUAAAUCAUAAAAAAUUCAAAACUGAACCAAAAUGUGUCAUUAAACCUCUCAGCUUUAAUUCCUGGCAUAUAAAAUCAUUUACAGAUGAAAAAAUAUACAUUGUACUUAAAACUGAACUUAAGGAGUGUUCCAUGUAUGCAGAUGAAGUUACUUGCUCACUUCCUUGUACAAUAUGUAAAACAUGUUUCCAUGAUUUCAUUUGUAGCUGCCCUGAUCACAGUAUUAGAAAUAACAUGUGUAAACACAUUCAUGCGGUCUGUAUGUACAAUCUCAAUAACGAACAAAACAUAUAUCUGGAUACGGAUAUAGGUAAAAAUAAUAUUGAGAUGGCACAAAACCAACAGCAAGUUCAACAUUUAGAGGAUGAUAUUCAAACACAUCAGGAUGAUGAUAUUUUAUUGGACAAUAUGAGGAACAAGAUAUUAAAAGAAGUUGAACUGUCCUUGCAAAAUGUCAAAACAAAAGAUCAACUACUACAGAUCAAUAGAAAAUUAAUUGCACCAAUACAUGCAUUCAUUUCUGCUUCGAAUGUUGAAACUGUGGCUCUUAGAAAGCAAAAAUCGGAAAGAGGAAAAAUGGCACUCCAAAAAAGGAUUUUUGAUAAAAACAAUUUUUGAAUAACUUUUACAUUUUUACAAUGUUUUAUUUAAUAUGACUCAGUAUGGUGAAUUAAUAUACCUACAUAUUUUUAAUUUCAUA
This is a messenger RNA of Rhopalosiphum padi (bird cherry-oat aphid), 721 nucleotides long. RefSeq lists its product as uncharacterized. The transcript is spliced from 2 exons. NCBI's taxonomy places the organism in Eukaryota, Metazoa, Arthropoda, Insecta, Hemiptera, Aphididae. The record is from RefSeq and is a predicted model, not a curated record. Gene Ontology annotation, molecular function: zinc ion binding. Bases 154 to 639 code for a protein of 161 amino acids.